AUGGCCGGCCAAAAUACAAGAAAGUCAUUUACGCCCUCGAAACCAGCUUCGAGUGCCAAGUCAUCGUCUACGAAACGCAAUAAGAGUAUUUUGAACUUCUUCCAGAAAACAGAUUCCCCACAAGGUGCUACCUCGACCCAGCUGCGCAUGUCACACUUCCUCGGCCCUUCUCGAUCCCCAAGCUCUGGUCGCGGAACACCAUUACAGAACAAAAAUGGCUCUAAAACCGAUACGAAUGGAGGUCUGUUCCUUGAAGAUAAAAAAGGACUAGCGAAAUUACAAAAAUCCCCCUCAAAGGAAGAAACAAGGCCACGAUCACGCACACCAGACGAUAUCUGGGGCGAAGGAGACGAUUUCAUGGGAACGGACGACCGCCAUAACGAGAUCGAAUCAUCAGUGAAGCGCCGAAAAGUAAGCUCCGCCAAUAGCUCAAUUACCAGCGAGCAACCGGACAAUGAGACCAAAGAACCGAAACCUACUGCACCAACCAAGAAAGCGACAAGCGGGCCGUUUAUCGAUGAAUCCGAUAGCGAAGACGAUAUGGAUGGAUAUGAAGACUACUCGCUCCAGCCUGAAGCGAAUAGUCCAACUGUCAUAUCUCCUCCGAUCAAUGGCGAUGCCACCGGAGAUUCAUCUGCCGAACCUGAGCAGUCGCCGUUGGUAAGAGAAGCCACCAACUUUAACGAACAUGACGAAUUCGAGAAUUUUGACGACAAUGAAGGAGACUACAAAUUUAUAGGAGAUGAAUUUCGAGAACGAAUACCUAAUAAUGAAGAAUUGAAUGGCUUGGAGACCGAGUUAUGCCCCGAGGAGAUUCCCUUUGAGGCGUUUGAUAAUGACUUAGCCUGUCCAUCGUGCUCGGGACCACUGGCGGAGCUUAAUGAACAAGAACGAAUGAUACACGUGAAUGAUUGCUUAGAUGGAAAGCCGACCUCUAUACUAUUAUCCAAAGCACAGCCAACUCCUAUAUACGAAACAACGGUCAAAAUUGAGGAAAAUUCAACCCCACUACCUCAAACAACGGGCAUAAAUGCGGGAUCAACAAGAGCUGAACGAGCCGCGAUCGCUCGACCGGCCCAGCCUGAUCCUUACUCUCAAAACAAAACCGGACACGGAUCGGCAUUCUCUAAAAUGAUGGCAGGUAACGCAGAAGACACCGCAUGGGCUGAUGCAGCUGCGCAUGAGGUAUCUUCUCGCGGGAAGCAAGCAUAUCAACGGACCUGCCCAUUUUAUAAGAUCAUGUCUGGGUUCUCAAUCUGCGUCGAUGCCUUUCGCUACGGGGCGGUUGAAGGAUGCAAAGCCUAUUUUCUGAGUCAUUUCCACAGUGACCACUAUAUUGGACUGAGCAAGUCCUGGUCUCAUGGCCCCAUCUACUGCAGUCGAGCCACGGGCAAUCUCGUCCGGCAGCAGCUCCGAGUAAAUCCUAAAUGGGUUAUUGAUCUCGACUUUGAGACUACCUCUGAAGUACCUGACACGGGAGGUGUGCAGGUCACCAUGAUCCAAGCUAACCAUUGCCCUGGAAGCGCCUUGUUUGUAUUCGAGAAGAGCUUUGGCAAUGGACCGAAUGCACGUCGACAGCGAAUACUUCAUUGUGGUGAUUUUCGUGCCUCGCCAGACCAUGUCCGCCAUCCACUUUUGUGCCCGAACCCUGUAAAUCCGAAGACGGGCCAACCGCGACAACAACGGCUUGAUCAGUGCUAUCUCGAUACUACCUAUCUCAGUCCAAAAUAUGCAUUUCCCAGCCAGAAACACGUUAUCACGGCAUGUGCAGAGCUUUGUGUACGGCUCAAUGAAGAAGCUGGCGUAGGAUUGGGGGAAGUGAAUUCAGGCGCCGGUGGCUUAAUGAACAAGUUCCUCGCGACGGUUGCUGGCAAUCCUCAAUCAAAAGAGAAGCCUCAAACUAGAGGCCGUCUCUUGGUAGUGGUUGGAACAUAUAGCAUCGGCAAAGAGCGAAUAUGCAUGGGCAUCGCACGCGCUCUUGGAUCCAAGAUUUUUGCAACUCCACAGAAACAGCGUAUUUGUUCAUGUCUCGAAGAUCCCGAACUCUCGGCUCUCCUGACCAGCGACCCAAAAGAAGCACAAGUGCAUAUGCAGACUUUGUUCGAAAUACGCGCAGACACUUUGGCCGAUUACCUUGAUUCCAUGAAACCUCAUUUUUCUCGUGUGGUGGGAUUUCGGCCUACUGGAUGGUCAUACCGUCCCCCCGCGGGGCGAAUGUUGGAGAACCCGCCCGUGCCGACCGUUCUACGUGGCGAACACUGGAGGACGCCGUUCACGGUUGAGAAUCUAACGCCACAGCGCGGAAGUACGCGGGAGAGUGCUUGCUUUGGAGUUCCAUAUAGCGAGCACAGUUCAUUUCGCGAAUUAACGAUGUUUUGCUGUGCGCUGCGGAUUGGCAAAAUCAUUCCUACCGUCAAUGUAGGGAGUCAGAAGAGUCGGGAUAAUAUGAAAGUGUGGAUGGAGCGAUGGGAAGGAGAAAAGAAGAAGAAUGGACUGUUUCCCGUGGAGGAUUGGUGA
This is a messenger RNA of Penicillium angulare, 2517 nucleotides long. RefSeq names its product DNA cross-link repair protein PSO2. Gene Ontology annotation, biological process: protection from non-homologous end joining at telomere; double-strand break repair via nonhomologous end joining; interstrand cross-link repair. The coding region runs from base 1 to 2517 and encodes 838 amino acids. The record is from RefSeq and is a predicted model, not a curated record. The transcript is spliced from 2 exons. NCBI's taxonomy places the organism in Eukaryota, Fungi, Ascomycota, Eurotiomycetes, Eurotiales, Aspergillaceae. Gene Ontology annotation, molecular function: 5'-3' DNA exonuclease activity; damaged DNA binding.